Molecule: messenger RNA, 378 nt
Organism: Cucumis sativus (cucumber)
Lineage: Eukaryota; Viridiplantae; Streptophyta; Magnoliopsida; Cucurbitales; Cucurbitaceae
Product: auxin-induced protein 15A
Exons: 1
Coding region: 1-378 (125 amino acids)
Biological process (GO): response to auxin
Source: RefSeq, a predicted model, not a curated record
AUGGUUAGGAUUUGGGAAGACAAGAUGAUAGAAGGGAAAUUGAAGAAAGGCAAGAAUUUGGGAAGUCAGGUUGUGAAGUAUGGAAAAAAGUGGUGGAGGUUGUGCUGGGGUGUAGUGAAAGAAGGUGCAAAAGCAAUUCCUAAAGAUGUACCAAAGGGUCAUUUUGUAGUGUAUGUGGGUGAAGAUUGGAAGAGAUAUGUUAUUGAGAUUGGAGUGUUGAGACAUCCUUUGUUUAAGAUAUUACUUGAUUCUGCUGAGGAAACGUUUGGAUUUGAUAAUGGGAAUUCAAAACUAUACUUACCUUGUAAGGAGUGUGUUUUUGUUACAAUUCUUCAAUGUGUACAUUCUUCUACCCCUUCUUUGGAACUUGUAUUUUGA